UUUCUCUGCAGCAGCAGCUGCCUCCGACAUAUUUUGUUGUCGUGUUGGCUUACUAACGUGAUAAACGAAUCAUCUGUGUAACAUUUAUCUCCAACACUAAAAAUUUUUUCUGUUUUGUUUUUACGAUAACACUAUUCUCCUGGAGAGAAUAGAUCCUAUUCGAAAGUGUACGUUUUGAAUAAUAUAAAAUAUCGUAGACCUACUUUUUUCGGAUAGUCAACAGUCCACCAAAUAGUUCAUUACUGAUUGGUCUACUUUCGAACAUAGCAAUUAUCUGCAGUUCAAAAAAAAUAAUUAUUUGUUAAAUAUCAAGUUAAAUUAAUUUUAUAUUUUGUGAUUGAACAAUGUUUGCCCGUGUUACAUUUUAUCCGACACUUUUAUACAAUGUAUUUAUGGAAAAAGUAACACAGCGCAACUGGUAUGAUCGAAUUGAUGAAAAUGUUAUAUUAGGUGCACUUCCAUUCAGGAAUAUAAGCCAAAAAUUAAUUGAUGAAGAAAAUGUCAGAUGUGUAAUAUCAAUGAAUGAAUCAUAUGAACUAGAGCAUUUUACACCUCAACCAGAUGAAUGGAAAAAAAUGGGAGUAGAACAUUGUCAGCUGAGUACCAAAGAUAUUUUUGAAACUCCGUCACAUGAAAAAUUAAUUCAAGGUGUUUCAGUGAUGGAAGCAGUUUCGAAAGAUGGAAAUACUGUAUAUGUACAUUGCAAGGCAGGUCGUACUCGUAGCGCGACUCUUGUGGGCUGUUAUUUAAUGUCUAAACAUAAUUGGACUCCUGAACAAGCAAUCGAAAAUAUUGUAUCCAAGCGACCUCAUAUUUGGUUACGAAACCAACAAUUGGAGAGUCUUAAAAAAUAUUAUGAUGCUGUGGUAAAAGAAAAAUUUAAUGCUUUCAAAAUGGAUAAUAAUUAAAACAUCUACUCGCUAUGACCAAUAACAAUCAAUUUACUCGUUUUAGAAUAUUAACAUUUCGAGUAAUUAACAACAUAUCUUCAUAAUCACGGACAUCACUAACAUUAGAUAUUAUAAGAGAGUAUUAUAUAAUUAUAAGUUCAGGAUUCAACUAGUAGUUAUAAUUCUAAACCUACUGUGUAUUUCAUUGCGUUGCUCAAUCCUUUAUUACAUCUCUUGUUUUCGAAAGGUUCUAACAUUAUUUUUAAUAACUAUUAUUAUUAUUAUCACCUCUAUUAUUAUUAAUUUAUAUUAUUCCUUUAAAGGUGAAGUGUUUAUUUUUUCGAUAGUCUGUGAUAAUUUUGCUAUAUUUUUUUUUUGGUUGUGUGUAUUUAGUUAUUUUAUUUCUUUGAAAUUUUAUUUGACAUUCAUUUUAAUGAAUUAGAUUAUGUUAUUUUUUAAAUCUCGUUACUAAUAUUGUAUGUUAUUUACCUUUUUAAUUAUUUUAGAGAAACUGAUAUGUUGUGUAGGAAGGAAUUAGUUGGAAAAAGUAAUAUUUUAAUGAUGGGUACAAUUUUAGAAUCUGAAUGAAUGAUAAACAUUUUGUUUGUUGAUAAUACACCUAUUUUUUUUAUCAUUCAUUUUAAUGAAUAUUCAUUAUAGAUUUGAUUUUAAAUUGUAUUAUUACUACUUAGAAGACUUAUAAUAUAUCCAAUGACAAUAAUUUUUUAUACAUAGAAUUAAUUUUUAUAUAAGAUAUAACAAUAUCAUAAAAGCUAUGUAAUAAUAUAUUUUGAUUUAUUAUUCUAAGAUUAUUUUAUAUAUUGUUGAUAAUUUCAAAACAUUUUUCUUUUCGAGUACUCAUUUUUACUUAGUUAUUACUUAUUAUCGAGUCAUAGAAAAAAUGCAUAUUAUUUGUGUAUAAUUCUGUUAAUACUUUUUAAAUUUCCUGGUAAAAAAUUAUAAGAUUUUUAUUAUACUGAAUUAUACUUUUAUUAUUAGAUUAUUAUACUGACGUACAAAACAUAUUAUUUAUUUUCGUUUAUUCUUAAAAUUAAAUUAUUUUUUUUAGUGUAAACGAUUUAUCUCAAAAAUAUUUGCUAUUUUACAAGCUGACUAAAUGUUUACUAUGUACCAACUAGGAAGAAAUUGAUUUAGAAUAAUUUAACUGGGUGUUUGUUUUAUUUUAAGUAGAAAUAUACUUAUAAACAACAAUUUUUGUAUUCUUUAAGAAAAAUUUUAAAUUUUUAUUGUCAAACAACUUAAAUAUUUUAAGAUCCAAUUAGUAAACUUAGUAUACUCAUUAUUGAAUAUACAUUAUCAUAAUAGUUACUCUGUUUUGAAAAUACAACUACCUAUAAAUGUAUUUUAUAUAUUUUAUUUAUCUUAUUUCAUUUAGUUUAUUAAUAGUAAAUUAAUUUUAAGUUAUAACGUACAAAUAUGUUAAUGUUAAUUAUUCAAAUGGGUGAGAGAAAAUUAUAUUAUAGAAAAUUUAAAUACCAAAAAAUGUUCUAGGUACUUUUUAGUUAUUGUUGAAAUUUAUCAACUAGACAAUAAUCUUGUACCUUAUGUUCAAUUAUCUAUUAUUAUUGCUAAUAUUAUGUUGUGUUUAUUUGUUAACAAAAUGUUUGAUUAUUGUUGGAAAUAAUUGUAUGCUAAAAAUGAAAGUAUUUAUGGAGUUCUUUAGAUUAUAAUUUAUUGUCAAUGUUACUUCUAAAAGGCUAAAAAUAGAAUUAUAAGUGGAAUGUGCAAUUAAUGAAAUUAUAUUUUCAAUGUGGAGUUUUAUUGUUUAAUUAUCCAAACGUAAAAUGUAUAAGGUUCUUGUUUUGCUUGAUAUUAAUAUUGGUGUAAGAAGUAUUAAAUAAACUUAAAAAUGUUAAACUAA
Messenger RNA from Rhopalosiphum padi (bird cherry-oat aphid), 2772 nucleotides. RefSeq names its product phosphatidylglycerophosphatase and protein-tyrosine phosphatase 1 (gene PTPMT1). The transcript is spliced from 6 exons. The record is from RefSeq and is a predicted model, not a curated record. Lineage: Eukaryota; Metazoa; Arthropoda; Insecta; Hemiptera; Aphididae. Bases 345 to 908 code for a protein of 187 amino acids. Gene Ontology annotation, biological process: protein dephosphorylation. Gene Ontology annotation, molecular function: phosphatidylinositol-4,5-bisphosphate 5-phosphatase activity; phosphatidylglycerophosphatase activity; protein tyrosine/serine/threonine phosphatase activity.